AUGUCGUCGCGCGAUCGCGCCGAUCUCGCAGCCUUCACAUCCCACCAGCACGAGAUUGAGGUGACGCUCCUGGACGGACCGGAUGGCGUGGCGCUGGCGUCGUGCCACCUGGAGCGCGACCCGACGCGCCGCGAGAGUAAAGUGCGCGCCUCGAAGGGUCCCGCGACCGGUCGACGCGUGCGACUCAGGUUGCCAUGCGGCGAGGAAUCCCUUCGGGUGCCCUCGACCGUCGGCAAAACUCGCUGGCUGCGGGUGAGGAUCGGGGGUCUCGAGCUCACUGGCGCGAUAUCGCCGCCCCUUCCAGAGUCACACCGCACGGACGACCCGCCCCUCGAGCGGCAGGUUGGAACCCUGCGCGCGGACGGCGUCGCCGUGCAGCUUCGCUUCAAAACCGCUUCAAAUCGCACGGACUCGGCGACUUUGGACUCGGCGACUUUGGACUCGACGACUUUGGACUCGACGACUUUGCUCGAGUACGUCCUCCUCGACGGAGCCUUCACCGCGGAUGAACACGCCACCGACGGCAUCGAGGCGGUGGAGGCCGCGGGGGAGCAGGUGUACACGACAGCGAGGGACGUGGCGGUCAGAAACGAACCCGCCCCGCGAGUGGGUCGCAUCUCCGACAUCUGGAUGCCCCAAAAGUUCGAGCCGGGAUCCGAACACUUCGACGAGAAAGACCCCGACCGGCUCCAGUACGACCGGAGGGGAAGGGAACGCAACGAGGAACUCCUGGUGGAGAUAAGGCGCGAGACGGAAGCGUGGGAGGCGACGGGUAGGAACACCGCAUUACUCCUCAAUCACAGGCGUGAGGCGCGCAGGUGGGACCUCGCGUUGCUCCAGAACCGUAGGUCCAUGCUGAGGGAUCUCGCCAAGCUGGUGAAAGAGCAAGGACUGGACGGCGUCACCGCGGACAUGGCGGAGCGCUUGAAGGCGGCGACGACCUUCUCGAAGCGCAAAGCGAUGGACUUCGACAACGACUGCGCCGACAUUCAACCAGUCGAUGAGAGCGAUCAGGACGCGGUGAGUCUGAUCAAGGAGGACCUGUUCGAGUUCCUCGACGAGCUCGUCGAGACGAACGUCGCCGAGCUCACGCGGCUUCACGGCGAGAUCAACCGGAAAUGCAUCCGAUGCACCGAGGGUAUCAGGCGCCUGGAUCAGGAGUUGGACGAUAGGACGAGAUGGGACAACGCGGAGAGCGGGGUGGAGACCAGGGACGUGCUCGAAAACGGCGUCAGGCGCGUUGACAUGGAGAGGAUGCUGGGUCGCAUGGUCACCAAAGUGGAUGUCGACGCAAGUCUGAAGAUACCGGAUGCGGACAGGAUGAGGAUCGUUGGGGGGCACGACGUGGAGCAGUCCCGGCUGAGCGGGCACCAGGAGUACAAGGGCCAGCUCCCGAGCUCUUGCUACGUUCCUCGCCCCCGCGUCAAGGAGGAUCUCCCCCAGGGUGCAGAGCAGUACGAACGCAAACUAGCUCGCGGCAUGGCCCCUAAAUGA
Micromonas commoda is the source of this 1494-nucleotide messenger RNA. RefSeq lists its product with no specific name. The record is from RefSeq and is a predicted model, not a curated record. Bases 1 to 1494 code for a protein of 497 amino acids. Lineage: Eukaryota; Viridiplantae; Chlorophyta; Mamiellophyceae; Mamiellales; Mamiellaceae. The transcript has a single exon.